This is a messenger RNA of Neocloeon triangulifer, 1423 nucleotides long. RefSeq names its product homeobox protein Nkx-6.2-like. The record is from RefSeq and is a predicted model, not a curated record. NCBI's taxonomy places the organism in Eukaryota, Metazoa, Arthropoda, Insecta, Ephemeroptera, Baetidae. Gene Ontology annotation, molecular function: DNA-binding transcription factor activity, RNA polymerase II-specific; RNA polymerase II cis-regulatory region sequence-specific DNA binding. Gene Ontology annotation, biological process: regulation of transcription by RNA polymerase II; cell differentiation. Gene Ontology annotation, cellular component: nucleus. The transcript has 4 exons. The coding region runs from base 86 to 850 and encodes 254 amino acids.
CCAGUUCGCACCCGACGUGCCAACCCGUUUCGAUUAUUAUAGCCCCCGCCUAAUCAUCCCUCUCGCCGAUGCGCGGCUGAUUUUGAUGAAUUUGAGUGCCAAAAGCAGCGACCCUUCCGUCACCGACCUCUCUCCGGACGCGAUGCUGCUCGACCUGAGGGACAACUGCAGGGCUCAGGGCCCCCUGACGGCGCUCACCUCGAUGACCGAGAGCAAGACGCCGCCGCCGGGCAACUCGGCCAGCUCGAGUCCCCGCUUGCCGGCCACGCCGCACGGCAUCGAGCACAUCCUCAACAAACCCUCGGCCCUGCAGACCACCCACAACCCCCAACCGCCUCUUAACCAGAGGCUCGCAGCCGCCGUAGCGGCAGCAAACAUGUACUUUAAUCCUGCCAUGCAUCAACCCCUCAGCCGAAACAACCCCGUAAUUUACUGGCCAGGUCUUCAGGGCUUGGUUGCCAAUCCUCUGGCUUGGAGAGACAGACUGACGUCGCCACAUGCUGUGUGGAAUUCGCAGCAGAGCGGCGGCCAUCAGCACCAGCAGUCGCACACCGGGGGCUCGUCGCACCCCGACAAGGACCCCAAGAAGAAGCACACGCGGCCCACGUUCAGUGGCCAGCAGAUCUUCGCCCUGGAGAAAACCUUCGAGCAGACCAAGUACCUCGCCGGCCCUGAAAGAGCGAAACUCGCCUUCGCCCUCAACAUGUCCGAGUCACAAGUCAAGGUGUGGUUCCAGAACCGACGCACCAAGUGGCGGAAGAGACACGCGGCCGAAAUGGCCACGGCCAAACGACGACAGGAAGCGGCCGAGGAUGAGGCGGAAGAAGACCUGGACGAGCAGGAGCACUAACUAUUCCCAGGCCGAUUGAGUGUUUGUUUUGCGGUUUUUCCCGCGCGGUGAUACUGUUCAAGUGCAGACUCCGGUUUAGCAAAAUGGAAUAUAAAUAAUAAUAAUAAUAAAAUGUGUCCUCGUCUCUUUGUUGCGUGUGUCGCGUGUACAUAGUUGGAAGUUACGCUGAGAAAAAUACUCCCAAUUUUAAUUUUACGUUAGAUGAGAAAAGUUAAUUAUUCUCAUUAUAAUUGAGCAAGCAUGCUGAUGGCUUAUUUUAACCAAAAGAUUUAAGCUUCAUCAAGUUUCGUCUUGGAGGAGAAAGAAAAAGUGAUGCUACCAAAGAUUGGUGAUAUUAUGUUGAAUGAUUUUUUUUUUAUAGAAUCUGUCCGGAUUACAAUUUAAUAAAUAUGUAUUAUGUAAGAUUGCAAUAAAGUUGCUGCCGCUGUUGAUGUCCUGAGUCAGUUUCCAUAUUGUACUACUCGUAGCGGUGUAACUACUAAGAUUGUGUAUAUGUUCGCAUUAUAUACGCAGCCAUGUCCACACGACUGAUCAUGUACCAAUCAGCAUGUAUAUGUUGCCAAAUAAAGGAGC